Momordica charantia (bitter melon) is the source of this 1842-nucleotide messenger RNA. RefSeq names its product Ran BP2/NZF zinc finger-like superfamily protein. NCBI's taxonomy places the organism in Eukaryota, Viridiplantae, Streptophyta, Magnoliopsida, Cucurbitales, Cucurbitaceae. The record is from RefSeq and is a predicted model, not a curated record.
GAUACAUUACAUGCUACGAAACGGCGUUGGUAUUCCCUUUUACCCGACGAGCAUCGCCGUUCCCAACUGAAAAAUAUUUGCGCAGCUUUUCCGAGUCCAAGAACAAGAUCUCCCCGUCCUCGUUUUUCUGAUAGGUCGCAAUAUGUCUCAGAAUGAAAGCUGAAUUGCACUUCAGUAUUCCUCCAGUUCUUGAAUUAGAAUGAGAUUGGCCAAUUCUUUUUCAAGGCGUGGACAAUACGUUGAUAGCAGGAAUUCGUCCGCAGCCAAACGUGCCAGAACUGAUGGUAGCCGAAGGGAAGAUGACUGGACUUGUCCUAGUUGUGGGAACGUCAAUUUUUCAUUUAGAACAACUUGCAAUAUGCGCAAUUGCACUCAGCCCCGUCCUGCUGAUCAUAAUUCUAAAUCUGCUGCCAAGCCUGUUCAAGCUCCACAGGGUUACUCCUAUUCUGCCCCUUACAUGGGAUCUGGUGCACCAUCUUCAAUAUAUCCUGGUGUACCACCUUAUGGUUCUUCCAUAUUCAAUGGUUCAUCUAUACCUCCCUAUGAUGUGCCAUUUUCCGGGGGAUCAGCAUAUCAUUACAACUACAGCAGCCGGUUUUCUGCAGGCAGCCCCUACAGACCUUUGCAUCUAUCUGGUCCCGCACCUUAUUCAAGUGGAUCUAUGAUGGGAAAUAGUGCAGUAUAUGGUAUGCCACCCAUGAUUGAUCGCUAUGGCAUGGCUUUGCCCAUGGGCCCUGCCACCAUGGGUCCGAGGCCAGGUUUUUUUCCAGAUGAUAUGGGUCAGAAGAAGAUUGCAGACACUACUCGUGACAAUGAUUGGGCAUGCCCGAAAUGUGGAAAUAUCAACUUCUCAUUUAGAACUGUCUGUAACAUGAGGAAGUGCAAUACACCAAAGCCUGGGUCACAGGGUUCCAAAAAUGACAAAAGUUCUAAACAAAAGACGCCAGAGGGUAGCUGGAAGUGUGAGAAAUGUAACAACAUAAACUAUCCAUUCCGAACCAAGUGCAAUAGACAAAAUUGUGGAGCCGACAAACCAGCGGAUUCCGAGAAAUCUCCAUCACCUGCACAGGAGGAAAAUGAUCAGUGAGUUCUAGAACAUGUUUGAGGGUUGAGAAGGUCCAGAGUUAUCUUCCAGCGUUGCUCAAUAUGGGUGUCUGAAAGUCAGUCUUGUCGUCCUCAUGUUGCAGCAGUUGUCAAGUCAGUCUACCUCUCUUGAUCCGUGUCAAGUUGUAUUAACUCAAUUUUAGUGCUGGUCAUUUCAAUGGUUUCAUGCACCAUAUCAUCGGCCGGCAUGAUCUGGCAAAAGAUUUAAAGGUUGGUUUAUGAUAUUCAGGGACAUUUUACUUUUGGAAUUGACUUAUUUAGUCUAGUGGGCCUGUUACUUGUGCACUAAAAUAUGUUAAUGAGUAGACUAGACUGUGCCCUUUUGGGUUGCGGUUUGAUCUUCUGAAUUGUCUGUGUGUUGUGUUGGGCGUGCAAAACUGAACCUUUUUCUAGGACAGGGUCCCAAAGUUCAGAGGAUGCGUUGGACUAGAUAGGGUUCUUUACUAUUUACUUUGGUGGGAUUGGACUGAAAGUAAGGUUUUUAGGUUCAGUCAAUUGCUUCAUAUCUGAUGAAAAAGCCGCAGAGGGCAUUCAUGGUUAUUGGUGGUGUGGUGUCACUGUCACUGUCACUGUCACAUCAUCAGUAUGUUGACAUGUUGCCUGCUUGCAUGGUCGUCAAUAGUAAGCCCUCCCAUUUGGUGUUUCACUAUAAUUAAGUUAGGGUGCAAAGGGGGGCCUUUUUUGUCAUCAUUUUUCAAUUUUAUUAUUCUCUUUUUUAUGUCAUUAUCGUUGUGCACU